AUGCCUGCCAACUCCGAGACUCAUCCUGACCAGGAGCAGCGCAUUCCGCUAUAUCGAGGUUCCUGUCACUGUGGCUUUGUCAGCUAUGAAGCACGCAUCAACUUUAAAGAACCCUCGGCCGAAGAGCCAGACUAUGUGCUCUGCAAGUGCAACUGUACCUACUGCCUCAAAGCCGGAUUGUUGAUUGCGAGUCCGUUGAAAGAUUCAUUCCGGCUGUUGACGCCAGGGGACAGUGACGAUGGGAAGCCGAACCUUCCUGUGUACAAGUUCGGACCCGGUGGUGUUUCGCACCCCUUCUGUCCUCGCUGUGGUGUGUCAUGCCAUUAUUAUGGUACGACCAAGACAGGUGAAGGCGAUACAGUUCCAUUUACGCGACUUAAUGUGCAUACUAUUGAUGGACGAGUGGACGGGGCACAAAUGGAGAGCCUAAAAGAAAUCAAGCCUAAGUACUGGGAUGGGAAGACCAAUGGCUGGGACAAGGGUGUAAGUGAGGAGCCGUGGGAUGGAGGCGUAUGGUAA
Molecule: messenger RNA, 519 nt
Organism: Penicillium daleae
Lineage: Eukaryota; Fungi; Ascomycota; Eurotiomycetes; Eurotiales; Aspergillaceae
Product: GFA family protein
Exons: 1
Coding region: 1-519 (172 amino acids)
Molecular function (GO): carbon-sulfur lyase activity
Source: RefSeq, a predicted model, not a curated record